ACACGCCCCCAAAGAAGAGCCCGGAAGUGGGAAUCGUUGACGCGAAGCAGGGUCAUGUCUGUCCUUAUCGUUAUUUGAGCGGCUGACGGCCAUGUGGUUAACGAACCACAACAACACUCGUCUGCUGUCCUCAUUGGUCCACGGCUGAUUAACGAGGAUUGGUUAUAAGAAGCUUUUUAUACGUGACAGCGUAAACAGUCCAGAAAAGUAGGGCAGUCUCCCACAGAGAACCGGAUCAUUCCAGCACUCGAAGCCGUUAGAACGGGAGGAAAUGAGCAACGAAUAAAGUUUCCAGACACGCAGACAAAAACAGUGAGUGAAAGUGGAGCAGACAUGGUGGAGGUGUUCACCGGGAGGACUCUCCUCAACAAAGACGGGGACUUCGUUGACCCAGAGGAGGCGUUGCGGAACAAAGUAGUAGGGAUCUACUUCUCAGCGGGCUGGUGCCCACCGUGUCGGGACUUUACUCCCAUCCUGUGUGAUUUCUACACGGAGCUGGUGGAGGAGAGCGAACCUCCGGCUCAGUUUGAAAUCGUCUUCGUUUCCUCUGACAAGUCCAGCGAUGACAUGGUGGAAUAUUAUCAUGACAUGCACGGUGAUUGGCUGGCGCUGCCCUGGACGGACGACUACAAACAUGAGUUGAAGCAGCGCUACACGAUCACUGCAGUGCCCAAACUGGUGAUUGUAAAGGAGAACGGGGACGUGAUCACAGACAAGGGCAGGAAACAGAUCCGGGACCGAGGCCUGUCCUGCUUCAGGUCCUGGUUGGAGGCUGCAGAGGUCUUUCAGAAUUUUAAGGAAUAGAGAGACGAGAGGAAAACAUCUGAUGUGACCACAGUGAGAGCUCAGCUGCACCAAAUGAAGUCCUUUUAUGUUUCACAUUAGAGCUUUGAGUGAACGAUCAAAUCGCAUUUCUGUGGCUAGAAACUUCCUUCUCUGUUUUGUUUUAUUUUUGUGUGUGUUUGAACCAAACAUUCUAUGCAUUUCAGACAAAUCUCAGGCUUGUUUAAUGCAGUUUGUGUAAGAAAUGCUCUAUUUUCUUAAUCAAAAUGGAAAAAAAAGGCUUUCAUGAAAAUGUAAAAAGCUGGAGAAAAGCCAAAUUUGAGCCACUGCUGUAUUUACUGACCACUAAUGUCUGUAAAUACAGCAGGGGUUCUCAUGUAAUCAGACCUGUGCUUCAUACUUUUGAGCUGUGACCACAUUGUUAUGAACUUUAAGUUCAAUGUAACAAAAACCAUCGAAACAGGGCUCAGAAAUAAGACUCCAAAUCUCUAAGAGUUUUCAAAUAGUUAGAAUGAGUUGAUAUAUAAAUAGGAACUGUACUUUAUAUUCUCUUCAGGUAAAGGAGAAGGUAACUGAAGUUCUACAGGCUGAGCAUGUUUUUUGUGCUGUAGUACUGUAUAGUACUGGUAAGAAAAGUAAUAUAUGGUUCCUGCAACUCAGCAGUUUUCUUUUUUAACCACUGCUUAUUUUCCUCUUUUUAGAACCAGAACAAAACACCACAAUUCUAUUGAAGAAGAUAUAAAUCUGUUCUCAACAACAGGUCAGCAGGUAAAAAAAACCCAAAGGUGUACUACUUAUAGGGAAACUAUGGAAUCCAACUGUUACACAGUGCUUAGAUUGUCAUAGCAAGUACAAUGCAACAUGACAACUUGUUCUAGAACAGCGCAGCCAACUCAGUUAUGGUGAAAGUUUACUUUAAAUGAAGUGUCUAUAAAGAAUUUUUUUCUACUCAUUUAGUUACUCUUCAGUUACUGACUGUAAAAACAUUAAUUCUAUUCAUGUUGCAUUGCACUUGACAAUGACCACUGGAGCGGGUUAAAAGUCACAGUACUGGCUGUUGACUGUUGAAUUCCCCCCUAAUUCGAUCUAGGAUUACUUCAUGGUACCAGGAGGUGGCUCUGAUAGGCUUGUUCUUAAUGGAAGAAAUAUGUGUUUACAAAGACGUGGCAGUCAAUUAUAUUGUUGUUGUUUUAAUUAAACAUAAAACACAUGGUUUAUCAAACUUA
Messenger RNA from Cynoglossus semilaevis (tongue sole), 2009 nucleotides. It is a transcript of the gene nxnl2, whose product is annotated as nucleoredoxin like 2. Gene Ontology annotation, biological process: photoreceptor cell maintenance; visual perception; sensory perception of smell. Bases 334 to 804 code for a protein of 156 amino acids. The record is from RefSeq and is a predicted model, not a curated record. Lineage: Eukaryota; Metazoa; Chordata; Actinopteri; Pleuronectiformes; Cynoglossidae. The transcript is spliced from 2 exons.